Messenger RNA from Xyrauchen texanus (razorback sucker), 1815 nucleotides. Its product is annotated as cytosolic 5'-nucleotidase 1A-like. The transcript is spliced from 6 exons. Gene Ontology annotation, cellular component: cytosol; cytoplasm. Bases 54 to 902 code for a protein of 282 amino acids. Gene Ontology annotation, molecular function: 5'-nucleotidase activity; magnesium ion binding; nucleotide binding. The record is from RefSeq and is a predicted model, not a curated record. Gene Ontology annotation, biological process: nucleotide metabolic process; adenosine metabolic process. NCBI's taxonomy places the organism in Eukaryota, Metazoa, Chordata, Actinopteri, Cypriniformes, Catostomidae.
UAGCAAUUGUUUUGCUGCCCACAAACAGAGAACACAUCAGUCAAAAACCAAGAAUGUCAUCAUUCACCAUUGCUGUGUCAUCAUGUGCAUUAUUCAAACCGAAGAAUGGGGAUACAGAAGGAUACAGAGAUAAAGGAGUUGCUUAUCCAUUUGUCCAGGCUCUAAAAAAGGUGAACCAACGUUUGGAAGACCGGAGCCAAGCCCCUGAGAAUCGGUUUAAAAUUGUGUUGAUAACUACCAAUUGUCAGGACGUGGCUUGGCUAAAAGAAAGUAAGUACAUCUGUGCAGAUUUCAACACUGCCCAGAUCUGUGAGGUUACUAAAGAAAAAACUGUUCUUGAUCAUCUUAAAGACAUCAAGCCUAUUCUCUUCCUGUCCACGAACCAAGAGCAUGUGAAAGAGGCCAUUAAUGCAGGAUAUGGAGCAGCCACCAUGUUCCAGGGAGAUUACCUUGUGCCAAGUAAAGAAAUGUUACGUGUGGCCUUUGAUGGAGAUGGAGUCCUGUUUUCAGAUGAAUCAGAGAGAGUCUUCAAAGAGCAAGGUCUAGAAGGUUUCAUUCAAAAUGAGCACAACUUGGAGGACACAUUGCUGGGACUGGGCCCUCUAAGUGAUUUUGUUCAAGCAUUAGUACACCUCCAGUUACUCCAGCAAGAUUGUCCAAUCCGUACCUACCUCAUAACAUCACGUGACACCAACAGUCCUGGAAUCAGAGCCCUAAAGACUCUUCAGAAUAAGAAGUUAGAAAUCAAUGAGGCCGUCUUUCUCUGUGGUAGUCCAAAAGGGCCUGUGCUGAAGGCAAUCAAACCUCACAUCUUCUUUGAUGACCAGAUGCUACAUGUAAAGGGAGCCCUUGAAAAUGGGGUCAUUGGUGCUCAUGUACCAUUUGGUGUGAGAAAUGAGUAAGAAUAUUCUGGUUUGAAAAGAUCUGAUAUGGCCUGUCCUGUAAGUGAUCCAGCCACAUAUCCUCUUCUAUGAUUCUUAAUAGGGAAGCUCCAAUUUUGGUGAUAAUUUCUGCUCAUGUUUUUAAAGGGUUAAAAGAAGGAAUGAAUAAUGAAUCAAAAAGAAAAUUUUGAUUUUUAGGUAUUGUUGAUUAUAAUUAAAUGGUGAAAUUAAACAAAUUAAUAUAUUAUCAACCAAAUGUCUGAAAAUGUUUCUUUGUUCCAGUUUAACUGUUGUUAACCCUCUGGGGUCUGAGGGUGUUUUCAGCCCUGGAGAAGGUUUGACAUCCCUUGACAUUUGUGCUUUUUUCAGUUGCUUAAAAGCAUAUUAAUGGCUAAAGUCUGAUAACACUGUAUUCAGCACAAACUGGAUUACAAUAAUAUGUGAGCAACAUGUAUGUAAAGGAAAAUAACAUUUAUGCAUGGUUUUUGAAAAAAAAAUUGUUUUAAGUCAUUGAAAGAAGGCCAUAUAACACAUAAUAAAUAUUUGUCCACAAGCUUUUUGAGAACUAGAUCUUGUAGCCUAGGGUUUUUGCUACAAAAUGACGUGAAAAUGACGUCAUCCUGAUCACUCAUUCAUACAAAACAAUGUAGUAAUUGAACUUUUGUAAUACAAUUUUAGUGUUGAAAGGUAAUAUGCGAGGAGGCAUGAACGAUCAUGAAUAUUAAGGUAAUUUACACCUGAAGAGACAAAAGACACCUCCCCUGGGCCUAUCAAUGAGGGAUAGAGAAUGAAUGUGAGGAGAAUUAAUGAUCAAAAUCAAGUUUAAAGUUAAAAGAAGUAAUCUGACUAUACAUUUUCUUUACAUAAAGACUUUACUUAAUUUUAGACCUACACUACCAUUAAAAGAAGUCUCUUCUGCUCACCAAGGCUGCAU